Molecule: messenger RNA, 3609 nt
Organism: Cannabis sativa
Lineage: Eukaryota; Viridiplantae; Streptophyta; Magnoliopsida; Rosales; Cannabaceae
Product: probable polyamine transporter At1g31830
Exons: 2
Coding region: 1772-3208 (478 amino acids)
Biological process (GO): transmembrane transport
Cellular component (GO): membrane
Molecular function (GO): transmembrane transporter activity
Source: RefSeq, a predicted model, not a curated record
UUACUUAAAUUCACCAUUUCUGUCACCUGGCUCAACCUGUAUAGCUCCAUAAUUAAUGUUUUCAUUCAUUAGGGUGAUAGAGUCUAGAGAGAGAGACACGUGACAGUAUAUUGUAGUCAAAUGAUUAAUCCAGAAUCCAGACCAUAAAACUCUAGGGCUGAGUUUGUUCAACUACAUCCUUCUCCACGCUAAUUAAGGUGUGCCUCAUCUAAUGUCCAUAAUAAUAUAUUUACAAAAUUAAACUAAACUAAACUCUUUAAUUAAGAGAAUUACUUACUUAGAGUUAAUGGUAAUGAAUGAUGUGGUCUGCACUUUGCAAGUGUGUGUAAUCACAUUAAACAAAACUUGUGUUUAAUGUUGGGACUUGGGAUAUUCAAUGCAGAAUUAAUGGGCAUCUUACUCAGUGAGUGUAGAUAAGUUAAAGCAACUCCAUUAUUUUCAUAUUAAAUGUUCUGAUGAGACUCACUUGCCAUCCAAUCCAAUCCACCUUCAUCACUCAUCAUUUAAAUACUAUUUUCUUUUAUACGAGUCACCACUCAAAUUUUAUUUUAUUAUGUAAUUACCUUUUCUUUUAUUCGAUCCUUCCACUGUUUGAACUAUUUGAAUUCGUUUUUCUUUCAUAAUAUAAAUAUAAAAUAUACCUAAUUAGCAUAUAUUUCAACUAUUUUUACUGAUAAUUCCCUUAUUAUUUUAUUUUAUUUUUCUCAAUAAAAUGUUCUUUUGUCUUUAUAUAUCAAACUUUCUCAAAUCUUGUUCAUUCUUUUUGCUCUCUCUUUUUGACAAACAACUCUGUCCCUCAUCAUAAACAAAAGUUAGCAUGUCAUAAGGAGCUGAAUAGUCAUACUUGUACCACUAUUUUCUUUUUUUAAACUUACUUAAAUAUUACUCUACCUUACUAAAAGAAAAAACCAAAAAUAUUGUAUAUGCGCAGUGCACUCAAAAUAUGUCAUGACAUUAUACUUUUAGUAUAAAGAAAAGAUAUUUGAAAGAUGAAAAAAAGUCGGUGAGGAAGAAAAUUAAAUAGAUUGAUAAGAAAUAAAAAAUGCAGAUAUCUUCAUUCUUAUUCCUUACAAAUCUAAAUAAAUAAAAUUCUUAUCUUGUUUGAUAUCAAAAAAAGGAAAAUAAUAAUGUAAAAUAGAAUAAAUUAAUUUAAAUUUAAAGUAAUUAAAGAUAAAUAAGUAAUUUGGUUUAAAUAUAUAUCAUAAGAAAAAUUCUCUCCUGCCAAUUUCCAGCUUGUAAGUUAGCAUAUAAUUUACUUAUUUAAGAUUUUUUUUUUCUAAGGAAAUAUAUAUUAUUUAAUCCUACAGAUUUCAAGCUUGUAAGCUGUAAGAUAGACUAUGUUAGAUCACAAGUGCAAAGCACGUGAUCACUGUUUAUGUGUAAUUUUAAACUCCUCCAAUAAAACAUUACCUUUUUUUUUUUUGUGCAAGACUAAAAUAUAAAUAGGGGCAUAAAAUAUCUUCUUCGGGGCCUAGCAGGUUAUGACACAAAAUUUUUACAGAUGUUUUUUAAAUUAGCACGUGAGAAUAUAUAAGCUAGAUCAAAAAGCUUUCAAAGUUUCACCCGAAAAAAAAAAAAAAAAGAAGAAAGAAAGAAAUGACCGUUAUUUGAGGAAUAUAUGUAAUGCGCCUUUGACGAGUCUGAAACAGCCUCUGGUAAUAUUUUGAGCUUUCCUUGGUCCUCCAAUGGCGGAGAUUAUCUAACCAACACCAAUAAUCGCUGUCUUUCCGUGAAAUUGAAGAGCACAGAGAACAGGCAAGCUUCAGUUUCAAUGAGAGAGAUCAGUGAUGCUGAAUAUGUAUCAGUUGGAGGAGAAGCACAUCCCCCUAUGAGUAAUAAUAUCAAGAAAGUCUCAGUUUUACCUCUGGUUUUCUUGAUAUUCUACGAGGUUUCUGGAGGGCCAUUUGGAGUAGAGGACAGUGUUGGGGCUGCUGGGCCUCUUCUAGCUCUUGCUGGUUUCUUGGUCUUUCCAUUGAUAUGGAGUGUCCCAGAGGCGUUGAUCACUGCAGAGAUGGGUACCAUGUUCCCUGAGAAUGGGGGUUAUGUGGUCUGGGUGUCAUCUGCACUGGGCCCCUUCUGGGGUUUCCAGCAAGGUUGGAUGAAAUGGUUGAGUGGUGUUAUAGAUAAUGCUUUGUAUCCAGUUCUGUUUCUGGACUAUUUAAAGUCUGCAAUUCCGGCAAUAGGUGGUGGCUUUCCAAGAAUCAUAGCAGUGUUAAUUUUGACAGUCAUUCUUACCUAUAUGAACUUUAGGGGUUUAACCAUUGUUGGAUGGGUAGCUGUUCUCCUGGGUAUCUUUUCAAUCCUUCCUUUUGUGGUCAUGGGAGUUAUAGGGAUCCCAAAGUUGGAGCCUUCAAGAUGGUUGGAGGUAGAUCUACACAAUGUGAAUUGGAACUUAUAUCUGAACACUCUGUUUUGGAACCUUAAUUAUUGGGAUUCAAUAAGUACACUUGCAGGCGAAGUACAUAACCCAAAGAAAACUCUGCCGAAGGCUUUGUUUUAUGCUUUGAUCUUGGUAGUUGUUGCCUACUUCUUCCCCCUCUUGAUCGGUACUGGGGCUGUUCCGGUUGAUCGUCAUUUAUGGACUGAUGGGUACUUCUCGGAUAUUGCUAAAAUCAUUGGGGGAGUUUGGCUUAGAUGGUGGAUCCAGGGGGCUGCAGCAAUGUCAAAUAUGGGGAUGUUUGUCGCUGAAAUGAGCAGUGACUCGUUUCAACUUUUAGGAAUGGCAGAAAGAGGGAUGCUGCCUGAGUUCUUUGCCCAUAGAUCUCGUUAUGGAACCCCACUGGUUGGCAUAUUGUUCUCAGCUUCUGGGGUGCUGUUGUUAUCCUGGAUGAGCUUUCAAGAGAUUGUAGCUGCAGAAAACUUCUUGUACUGCUUUGGAAUGAUUUUGGAGUUCAUAGCGUUUAUUUUGAUAAGAAUUAAACACCCAGCUGCAUCCCGUCCUUUCAAGAUACCAGUGGGAACUGUUGGAGCCAUUCUUAUGUGUGUCCCUCCAACCAUUUUAAUAUGUGUUGUGUUGGUUCUUUCUUCUGUCAAGGUGAUGUUGGUGAGCCUAGGCGCUAUAGCUAUAGGCUUUAUGAUUGAGCCCUGUCUCAAACAUACUGAGAAAAAGGGAUGGCUUAAGUUCUCCACCAGCACUGAUCUGCCAGAUCUUAAUGUUGCUCGUCAAGAAAGUGACGCCAUAAUAGAUGACCAAGUUCUUAGACCAUGAAAAUGUGAAACCCCAACACUACUUUGGUGUUACUACUACCUUCGUGAAGCGAUCUACAACAGCUUUUCUUCAAGUGAUCAAGCUAGUAAACAAGUACGGAGUUACAGGUCUGUAUUAUAAAGCUGUUGGUCGUCUUAGUAUUUAGAAUGAUGAUAAACCUGUUUGUCAUCUUAGUUUUUAGAUUGAUGAUAAAUAGAAAUGUUUGUGAAACCUUGAAAAAUCAGGCACUAGGAUACCAUGGUGAUGGUGUAGCGUUGUGAACUUGGUUUUAGUGGAGUGGUGAUUUGCCUUAGGUCAAAUCAAAUACAUAUAUGUACAUUAGACUUCAUAACUGGCACAGAUCUGUAAUGUGUAACCUUUUGUUAUGGUUGUUAUUCAUGGAAGAGCUUUAAUGCAGCUAA